AUGCUCAGAAAUAAUCUAUAUUGCUUUUUCCUUUCGUAUUUAAAAUUUCUCUGUGUAGUAAACGUCAUACAAUUUUUGGCACCAAUACCAAUUGUUGAUACUGGAUGGAUGUUGACUUCUGAUAUUUCGUCUUUUAAAAAAUUUCUCUCUGAUUAUCGCUUUCCAAUUUGUUCAAUUUAUGAAGAGGGGGAAUUAGAUGCAACAAGCAAUGAUACAAGACCUGUAAUGGGGAGUCUGAGCAGCGAAGCGAUUCAGUCAACGGAAAGUGCAGCAAAGAAUAUUGUAAAAUAUGGAUCUACAGUCUUUUUGGAGAAUACAGAAGUAAGAAGCAAUGCUACUUCAUCUGCACAAGAAGUUGAUUUAGCUGUUCCUUUUCCUAAUGAACAGCCUCCAAUUGUCACAUUUGAUGAAUGGACCAAGGAAAAAUUAAAAAAAGAAGAAAUUAGAAAAGCUGAACAACAACAGAAUCAGCAACAUAAGACGAUUGUACACUCGGAUGCUGGUGAAACUUCGAAAAUGGAUUCUAGUGCACUUCCUGAAAUAGUAGAAGGUGCGGCGCGACUUGCGCCACCAAAUAUGAUUUCUCAGGAAGCUACAGCGAGGAACUACGCUUCAAAAGAAUGUGGUGCUAAAGUUCUAUUCAGCAAUGAUGAAGCCGAGAAUAAGAAUGCCAUAUUGAAUGAGAAGGAAGCAGAUGAUUACAUGCGUAAUCCUUGUGAACGUGCAGAGCAUAAAUGGCUUGUUAUUGAACUUUGUGAAACCAUACAGCCAACUGUUUUGGAAGUAGCAAAUUUUGAGUUAUUCUCAUCGGGGCCGCAAAAUAUAAGAAUUUUGGGCAGUGAACGUUAUCCUUCAAAUGAAUGGAUGGCAUUGGGUGAUUUUAUUGUCGAGAACAGUCGGGAAAUACAGCGGUUCCCAAUUGUGGCGCGUUCAUACGUCAAGUUUUUACGGUUGGAAUUAUUGUCACACUAUGGUCGCGAGCAUUACUGUACGCUUAGUUUGGUAAGACUUCUUGGGAUUUCAAUGGUUGAUGAAUAUGAAGCGGAAGCUGAAGCCGCUGCAGUUUCAGACACAUCGUUUUCUAUCCCCAUUAAAGAGGAACCAGUAAACAGUUCAACAAUGGAGAACGUGGAUGCUGGUAUCGUUGUCCCAACUAGCACCCCAAAAGAUGUUUUAUUUGCGGUUGAGACAAAAAAUGAAAGUGUUAACGACUUGCCAUUUGUUGAUGCUGUGGUGAACGCAGUUGGUAGCAUAGGAAUUGGUAAUAUCAAAGAUGUCUUCGAAUCGGCUUUUCUAUCGAAACGUACUGGAGCUUCAACACACAAUAUUACCAGAAGCAAUGCAACAGUGGUAGAACUGUGCACGAAAUGUUCCCUUGACGGUGUCGACAGUUAUGCAUUAUUUUGUCGAACGUUUUUCGGAUUUCAAUAUAGUUCUGUUGAUGCUGGCAGUGCUAAUGCAGCAAAAAAUAAGCAGGUUCAUAUUCAUCAUUCUUUCAAAAAUCAGAAGAAAAAUCGGACCGGAGUUCUGGAAUUUUUCCUCUCUUCUGUUUUACCAAUUUAUGUCUGUGAUCUGGAAUCAGGAAAUUUUGAAACCGUGCAGAACUCUACUUCAUAUAAUGAAACAGGAUCUGAUGGAAUUUCGACAAUAUCUUCUACUAUAAAUUCACCAACGACUUCAAAUUUGUUAAAUAGAAAGUUAGGCGGAGGAUUUAUGAUCCCUGGGGGAGUUAUAAGCCAUAAAGAAUCGAUAUUCCUGAAACUGAAUAAGCGGAUUAGUAGUUUGGAAUUGAAUAUGUCUCUCAGCAGUGAAUAUUUAUCGGAACUGAGCCGACGUUAUGUUUUGCAAACUAAUGAAAGUCGACGACAGGCUGAAUUAAUCAUCAAACAAGCGGAAGAAGCAGCUAUUAAUGCUAUCAAACCUUCAAUUAAUGCUUUGAAAAUUCAGAUGGAUGCUCUUGCAGUCAGCUUGAGAGAACUCACUGAAAUAGUAAAAGCUUUACCACAGGAGGUCACACCAACGCAUCACUCCGUGAUAUUGAAGCAUGCUGGAAGUAGAGGCAGUGAUGCGGAUGUAUCAUUGGCUCGUCCUCAAGCACAUUCUCAUGGUUAUUUCGGCCUAUGGACGAGUGGCGAACUGGUUUGUAUCGUUAUUUUUAUGAAUGUUCUAACGCUAUUAAUCUUAUUGUUGUUGCACUAUGUCUUUACUGUUAUGAACCGUAGUGCUGCUGGACAAGUAGUGGAUGAGCGACUUCAGAAAUUGAUUCAGGAAAAUUGCGAUAUCCAGUCUGGUGAAACGUACUCUGAACAUCCUAAGCAACAGCUGACAGCAGAAGUCUCAACCGUAGUUUGUGACGUGGUUGACGAUACUCAAGCAGACAAUAUGUGUAAUUCUCCGUUGACACCACCUAGUGAGACUUGUUUGUUAAUAGAAAGCAAAGCAGAAGAAAAUCGUCCUAAUAGGCCGCAUUCAAUGGAAUUGGUCGACCGACCUCCAUCUCAGCUUUCAACAUGUAGUGAACAGAAUCCAUGGCAGACAAAGAAGCGGAAAAAUAAAAGAGGAAAUAGAGAGAAAAUUAGGAGUCAAAAUUUAGACGAACCAUUAUAUGGUUUCGGAAUUCUGGCACAUCUAGGGACUGAAUAA
Cercopithifilaria johnstoni is the source of this 2643-nucleotide messenger RNA. The record is from the annotation of a GenBank genome assembly. NCBI's taxonomy places the organism in Eukaryota, Metazoa, Nematoda, Chromadorea, Rhabditida, Onchocercidae.